AUGGAAGAUCACAAGCGAAAUGGGAUUUUCAACGAUAGUUUAAGCAAAAGAGACAAAAAACGUCAACAGAUAGGCUCGCGGUUGGGUAAGCUAGAUGUUAUGUUCAGCAGUGAUAGAGAUAACUUCUACAAGACACUGCUUCACAACUUGCAGAAUACGCUAGCGACCUUACAACAAGGAGCCAACGAAAACUAUUUGGAUAAGAAGGAAAACUUGGAAGAAGAGCGUGAUUACGAGUUGACUAGACUCAGACUAUGGGAGGAAUACCAGGUGAAAAGAAUCGAGGAGGAAUAUAAGGAGGAUUUGAUCAAGGCUCAAGAAAACCACGACAAGAUGAUCAAGUUGAUCAAAGAGAAGUUAUACGAUAAACUCCAGAAGCAGAUAAAACAAUUGAAAGAGGAUAAGCUAUUGCUUAAUUUGGUGAAUGCAAACUCGUGGAGCUCGAAUAUUGCCAACGAUUCGUCUACGGCUGCAUUGAAUGCAGUGGCCGCUAACACGUUGAAUCUUUCGGAUAGACGGUCGCUCAGAAAGCGAGAAUUGAGUUCAAGACUCACUGCUGGCGAAGCAGACGAUUUGUCGGAUGGAGGUGUGGGUUCAACAACUGCCACUGGAAACGUCUCGACGGCCAAUGGCUAUAUAUCUCUGUCAGGAAAGCGGAGAAGACAUUAUGCUACAAGAUACUCAUCGAACGACGAAAUAUCAUCCGGAAUCACCAGCACAGCUGCUAGCAACAAGAACAGCAAUGGUUACGGCCAUAAUACCCUCCACAACAAUGCAGUGGGGAGUGGGAAUGAAAGCAACUUGAGCGAUAAAGACUACGAUGCAUUGAACACAUUGAUCAUGGGUAAUGAAGAUGGUGGAGUUUCGUUGGUACUACUUGAUAAUGCACAGGCAAAUUCUAAUAAGCCUAAUACUCGAGGACUAAACAAACAAUUCACUGGGUUACAGGGGUUAAAACCAGAAGAAUUAAAUGAUGAUUUGACGUUAUUACGAAAUGCAAUUGUUAAAAAGGAAAAGUAA
Molecule: messenger RNA, 1020 nt
Organism: Debaryomyces hansenii CBS767
Lineage: Eukaryota; Fungi; Ascomycota; Pichiomycetes; Serinales; Debaryomycetaceae
Exons: 2
Coding region: 1-1020 (339 amino acids)
Biological process (GO): negative regulation of transcription by RNA polymerase II
Cellular component (GO): Sin3-type complex
Molecular function (GO): histone deacetylase binding
Source: RefSeq, a predicted model, not a curated record